Messenger RNA from Portunus trituberculatus (swimming crab), 2000 nucleotides. RefSeq names its product probable glucosamine 6-phosphate N-acetyltransferase (gene Gnpnat). Gene Ontology annotation, cellular component: Golgi apparatus; endoplasmic reticulum-Golgi intermediate compartment; endoplasmic reticulum. Gene Ontology annotation, biological process: UDP-N-acetylglucosamine biosynthetic process. Lineage: Eukaryota; Metazoa; Arthropoda; Malacostraca; Decapoda; Portunidae. The transcript is spliced from 7 exons. Gene Ontology annotation, molecular function: monosaccharide binding; glucosamine 6-phosphate N-acetyltransferase activity. The record is from RefSeq and is a predicted model, not a curated record. Bases 519 to 1223 code for a protein of 234 amino acids.
UUGAGCAGUGAGCAGUGAGUAAAGCGAUAGGGCCACAGGCUGUGCUGUAUGGUGUGCGGGGCUGCGGGCAGUGUGAUAGGCUGGCGGGGAUUAAACGAUGCAGAAGAAGUGUCACGCAUGCCCUGUAGAAUGUGGUAUUAAUCUGAACACAUCGUAAAGGGAACAGGUGGAGGAUGACAUCGUGCAGGGGGUAAGAAAAAGAAUACUAGCCAGCAGAUGACGGGAGGGGAUGGAGCAAACACUGACAACGUGUCCGGUAUCGAUUUAGCAUCAGCUGAGCCCCGCCACGCCACACUGACGGUUCACCUGUAGGCCGCCCACUCCAGCCCCGCCUCGCCCCGCCGCCCCCAAGGUCACCCAGGGCUGGUUGUCACACCUUGCAGGUGAGGUGAGGUAGGUGAGGCGAGAGCACCGUACUACAGCCACCAGCAGUAGUGAGCCAGACGCGUGGUGUGGUGAAGCCAGGGACUACAAGACGAACGGCUGUGUUGACAUCGUUCCUUCCUCCUUCAGACAACAUGGGUGCGCCUGAUGUGACUGUGGUGUGUGUGGGCCCUGAGACGUCCGAGAUGCCGCUGUACGACCCCAAGCUACUGGAGGGGCUGGACUGGAGCACCGUGACACACAUGAAGGGCGGCGUCACCUCCCUGUCGCCUGGGCCCGGGCUGAGGGUGAGGCCGCUCUGCAAGGGGGACUACGACAGAGGUUUCCUUCAGCUCCUGGCUCAGCUCACCAAGGUCGGGGACAUCAGCAGGGAGCAGUUUGAAGAGCGGUUCGAGGCAAUGCAGCGUUGUCCAGGCCACUACUACGUGACAGUGGUGGAGGACAUGGACCAGGGGAAGGUGAUCGCCUCGGCCACCCUCGCCUGUGAACUCAAAUUUAUUCGCGCUUGUGCUACGAGAGGCAGGCUGGAGGACGUGGUGGUGAGUGACCAGUACCGCGGGAGGCAGCUGGGCAAACUCAUCGUCACCACCAUCAACCUCUUGGCGCGUCACGUGGGCUGCUACAAGCUUGGCCUGGACUGCACGGACGCCAUGAAGAAGUUCUACUCCUCUCUAGGCUACUCCAGUGAGCCAGGCAACGAUAAUACCAUGAUCAUCCGCUUCUCCGCUCCAUCCCCUGCUGCUAAUGGCAUUCCCACUGAUGCCUCCUGCUCUAAUGGCGCCCCUGCUACUGCUCCUGCUGCUGCUGCUACUACUGCUGCUGCUACUUCGAAUCUCUGAGGGUUGUGAAGAGGUGUAGGUGUUCAAAUAUGCAAUGAAUUGUGUUAGUGUUGUUCUUUUCAUAUUCCGUAUUCUGAAACGCUUUCUUGCCACCCUUUCACUAAUUUCAAAAGAUUUUAGUUAAAGGUACUUUUUUGUUACAGAUUAACGAUUAUUCAUAAUAAACAGAAGGGACACUCUUAAGAAUCCAACCAAUAAUCUCUAUGGCCAUUGAACAUGAAGCGAGAAAGCGAUGCGUUUCAGAAUAUGGGAUGUGAUGCGAGGAAUGAUUCAUGGGUUAGGGUGCAAUACUGUAUGCGUGCUGUGACCGCAUUCUCAAACGUUUCUCUACCUCUUCUCUUUCUCUUAACGGGUCCUAGUGGGAAUUUAGAUUUUCAGGGGUGUUUUUCACGAUUUCAGUAAUAGUUUUAGGAUAUGGGAAAUCUGCUGGGGCCUAAUCUAUGGUCUGAUAAUACGUAAUCCUGAUGAGGGAGCGAAGCGUUUCGAAAUGCUGGCUUUGGUGUGAAUGGAAGAGAGAGAGUGUAGGGGGGGGAGGGGUUACUUGAAAGUUCUUUCAUCUUUUAUCAUGUAUCUUCCUUCCAGCAGUUUCUACAUCCUUAAAACCUUUCAAUGUUUUCUCCUCUGUAUUAUAAUGGACGUCUCAGUAUGUACUUACGUCCUCCUCGUGUGUGUGUGUGUGUGUGUGUGUGUACAUAAACCUGUGAUUUCAUGUACAUAUACAUACUUAAUAUUAUUUUUUUUCUUUUCCUCUUUUUGAAGUAAAAACGUAUCAAACGA